Messenger RNA from Triticum aestivum (bread wheat), 1319 nucleotides. RefSeq names its product E3 ubiquitin-protein ligase RFWD3-like. Bases 753 to 1319 code for a protein of 188 amino acids. Lineage: Eukaryota; Viridiplantae; Streptophyta; Magnoliopsida; Poales; Poaceae. Gene Ontology annotation, molecular function: ubiquitin-protein transferase activity. The transcript has 4 exons. Gene Ontology annotation, cellular component: nucleus. The record is from RefSeq and is a predicted model, not a curated record. Gene Ontology annotation, biological process: protein ubiquitination; interstrand cross-link repair.
AUGGCGAUCGAGGGUUGUUGCAGCAGGCGCUAGCGAUCGCGUGAUGGUGACCAGGUCAUGAAGAUCAGGACGGGCGUGCGUACGCGCCGGGUGACCGAGCAGCCCGUGAUCGCUACGUCUUGGGCAGCUACAAAAUCGGCCGCAUCGUUGGUUUGUUAGCGGGCAGCACGGAUGGAUAUGGAUGUGCAUGUAGUGGUUAGUUGUGGAUGCAUGCAGAUCGCUUGGAGUUGGUUAGCGAGCUGGUGUGCCUCUGGCUAUUUAAGCCAUGUAAUCCAGUCCAUUGUUGUACGGUGUGGUGCCGACCGAGUUUGGGCUCGAAAGGAAAAAGACCGCCGUUCGUCGGUGUGGCGCCGUUCGUGCGGCGGGGGCGUUUGUCGCCGGAAAAUCUAGUGUCCCCCUCUUUCUUCCACCUCUGUAUGUCCGAGUGUGUGUAAGAGAGAGGUUCGUCCGGCGUUCGUGUCGCCGGAGGCUACUCGGCGUUCAUCGCCGGAGUCCCCUAAAAAGACAAAUCAAUGAUUUUCCAAUCUAAGGUCGGUCGUUGCCUUGUUCCGUUGGGGCUCCAUAAGGAUGAGUUUGCAGAUCCAUAGUCCUACGUAGAAGGCACGCGGAGAAACCAGACGAUAGGCCUGGUUAGCAAUCUCUUACCAUGAAAUAUAGAAGGCACGCGGAGAAGCUUACAUAAGGCGUCGUUUCUUUUGGCGAUCGACACCUACCGCCCUAGCUCAAUCCCGAAACCCCCGCUCCCGGAUUCCAUGUCGUCCUCGCCGCCAGCGCCCGGUAUGGAGGACAUGGACGUGGAGGUGGAGACGGUGCACGGAGAGGCGCCCCGUCCACUACCCACCGCGGAGACCGGCACCGGGGCUGUCGUUGGAAGUCCAGCGGCGAACCACACCGAGACAGCGCCGUCUACCCACGACCACGAGGAGGAACGUGAUGACGGCGUCGAUUACUCCAACAGUACACAGAGCGCAGAGCUUGCGGCUGCAGUAGAUGCUUUGCGGCGCGAGGUUGUCAACGUCGAGGAGAAGCCGUCGGCGGGGAACACAUGUUCAGUCUGUAUGGAGCCCUGGACCUGCGAAGGUCUUCAUCGCAUCUGUUGCAUUCCUUGUGGACAUGUGUACGGCAGAUCUUGUCUGGAGAAGUGGCUGCAAGAAAACGCUAAGUGCCCUCAAUGUAAGCUGCAGUUUGAGGACAAGCUUAUUAUCAACCUAUAUAUGCCAGCAAAUUUUGGGGACGGUUGCGGCACCGUGCAGGAAGUUAAAGUUUAUGUUAGUAAGGCGAUGGCUGCGGUGGCUGUUGGAGCUGAGCCCUUGCCCUAG